Periconia digitata is the source of this 453-nucleotide messenger RNA. The record is from the annotation of a GenBank genome assembly. NCBI's taxonomy places the organism in Eukaryota, Fungi, Ascomycota, Dothideomycetes, Pleosporales, Periconiaceae.
CCACAACACGUCCACAUUCUACCGGCUUACUCCGCUCUUUGCGAGGAGCACAAAAUCGUACAAUAUUCCUGUACCAGCGGAAACCUCGACACUCCAACAUUUAUCCUUUCUGUCAGUUUCCCAGCAAAUCUGUCUGUCACGAGCGACAUCACACCUCUUCAUCUCUGCAUGUUCUUCACGGAACAAUAUGUGAAUGAGGCAGUCUGCGUUCCUGUACAAGCCAGAGUAGAUUCUAGCAUCAAAUCCGCAUCAAUUGAUCAUGAUUGGGAGUACCCCGAGACAUUGUUACACAUGACAUCCACAGAGUGUGCUGUGAUGUGCCUGGACCAAAGUCUAGUCUGCGCAUUCACUGCCCCUCAUCCAAGGGGACUACGCGUCCCUCGAGGUUGCUGUGAAUUAUCCCUUGUACGAGAUUAUGGAGGACGUUGUUGCGGGUGUGCAUGCAAGAGCUGA